AGUUUGAAAGCUGUGACCAAGAAAGACUCCCACUCUGUCGCCAAAUUAUGAAGAUUUUUCUAGCUUCUUUGCUAGUCUUCGGACUAGCAAUUGAUUUAGUUGUAUCACAAGCUGCCCUACCUGGUCAAUUUCCAAGCCAUGGUGCACUGAUCUUCCAAGGACGAAUUUGCGGUGCAACCAUUCUUAACAAUCGACACGUACUCUCCGCUGCAUCUUGCGGUCUGUCUCCUACUUUUGAACGAUUGCCCGUUGCAGCUUACACCCUUCAUUUGGGAGUAGUUCAUAUUCCUACUACACCGGGAAUGGCGAUUAUUCAAUUUUACAUUCAUGAAGAGUACAAUCCUCAUCAUGAACAUUGGAACAAUAUUGCCGUCUUCAGAACAGCUCUUACCAUCAUCCUUGACUUACCUCCACCUGCACCAUUUUCAGCUGUGGAAACUUACAACAGAAUAGUACCUGAUGGAGAAAAUUGUGUCCUUGUUGGAUGGGUUGCACCUCCACAACAUACGGUAAUACCACUUCAACAUCAAGUUCAGGAAAUUUUCAGUAGGGAAUACUGCAAUAGUCUGCCUCAAGUAGCCGGUAGCGUUUUGGAUUCUAUGGUCUGUGCUGGAAAUAUUUUGGUAAAUCCCAACCCAUGUCCAAAUAAUCCUGGAGGUGCUCUCUACUGCUAUGGACGACUCUUUGCCAUCAUGUCCCACAAUCGUCAAUGUGGAAUGCCAAAUGCUCCUGGAGUUUACACACAAUACAGAUUUUACGAACAUUGGAUACAAGUACAGAUGAACCGAACGGAUACUCCUCCAGCAGGACCUACUCCUCCCCCAGGAGGGCAUUCUGGUGGUAAAAGUAUCGUCGGGAUACCGCUUUUCACUCUACUAUCCCUUCUUACCCUGAGACUUCUUGCCUAAUUGAACAGGACGGACAGCGCGAGGACAAACAAAUUGUUAACAUUUAAAUGUUUGUAAUAAUUUAUUAUCAUAAUUGCGUUUCAAUAAAACUUUCUUACAACUCCUUCAGA
This is a messenger RNA of Lutzomyia longipalpis, 1018 nucleotides long. RefSeq names its product serine protease ami-like. The transcript has 4 exons. The coding region runs from base 48 to 908 and encodes 286 amino acids. Lineage: Eukaryota; Metazoa; Arthropoda; Insecta; Diptera; Psychodidae. Gene Ontology annotation, molecular function: serine-type endopeptidase activity. The record is from RefSeq and is a predicted model, not a curated record. Gene Ontology annotation, biological process: proteolysis.